GCCGCCGGGCAGGAGCUCUUGCGCUUGACCACCGUCAAGCAGGGUUCUCCGUUGUCAAGACCUUUACCAGUAUUGCACUUUCCGCGGUCCAUUAUGCCAGCGUCGGAGAGUGUCGCAGUCUUUUGGGACUAUGAGAACUGUGCAGUGCCAUCCAACGUGUCUGGCAGCAUCAUUGCCAACAACAUACGCCGCAUCGCCCACCAGUAUGGGAGUGUCAAGACGUUCAAAGCGUAUAUGGAGUUGCCCGAGCAGUCAUCGCCGAAGAGUUAUGCUCUGCGUUCUGAGCUGCAGCUUUGCGGGGUUUCCUUGAUCGACUGUCCUCACAACGGCGGUAAAGACGUCGCCGACAAGAUGAUGAUUGUGGACAUGAUGGCCUAUGCCAUCGAUACCCAAGCUCCCGCCACAAUCAUCCUCAUCUCGGGUGAUAGAGACUUCGUAUACGCAGUGUCAGUACUGUGUCUACGACAGUACCGGCUGAUUGUACUGGCGCCACACGCAGCACAUGCGAGCCUCAAAGCGCAGGCUAGCGUAGUCUACUCCUGGCCAGCCGAUGUCGUACCGGAGGCGCCGUCUGCGGACGGCGCGAAAUCGCGAAGUGGCACUAUUGCCGACUACUUCCGUUCGCGGAGCGAACCCACAGCGACGCGCACCAACCGACACAUACCGGCCUCGCCUCCUCUGUCUCCAGCAACCCAGAAGAGACCGAUACCUACGAGUGUGCCGUCAGACUCUGCGCUGUUGCGACCAACGGCGCCGAGCUGGGUGCCAGGGGAGUCCUCAUCACCCACGGCGAGCAACCUCGGAUUGCCGCUGAGCUCUGGCACACCUUCGAGCGAUGUGACGGCGGUUGAUCCAGAAGCAGACGCUCCGGUCAUCCUCCCUUCCUCCACCGAGACAAGGGACUCCUACUUCAAUACGCCAUACCAGCAACCGAGCCCAAGUCCGUCUCCGAAGCGCGAUACCUUGAACGUGCCACCAAAGACCUGGGCCACUCUCGCCGCCUCCGAUGCCGCUCGGUGGGGGCUGAGCGCGGACGCUCCAACGUUCACGAGCAAACUGGGGUCGACGGACGCACUCUCCUCGGCCUUCCCUUCAAGCAGCCCCUCGCCACCCGUCGACCUCACGAAGCGCAGCGUGCCCCCGCCGCUCCGGCCGCUCGUCAAGGUCCUGAAGCAGCGGCUUAAGGAGGGCGUCCCGCAGGUCGCAUACUCCGAGCUGGGGACCUUGCUGCGCCAGGAGUUGCCGACGGUCUACGAGCAGGCCGGCGUGUCCAAGUUGAAGGAGUACUCCUGCUUAGCGGAGGAGGCGGGCGUCGUGAUCAUCACGGAGAACGUGUAUGGCCCCGGAGGCGUCGAUGGACAGCGAUGGGUGUCGCUGCAUCCUCGCCUUCUGAAGGGUGCCGCACAGAGGGCGGCGCAGAGGACCCUGGAUGAAUGCCGCUGUUCUAUCUGCCUCAGGACCUUCAUGACGCGCAAGGGCACUAGCAAAUAGGACACGGAUUGACACGGAGGACAAUGCCGGAUUAUGUAUCACUAUCAUUCACUCUCAGGACAAUGCAUGUUCAUCAUUCCUUUUUUGCUGUGGUCAUCCGCGG
This is a messenger RNA of Rhodofomes roseus, 1594 nucleotides long. RefSeq names its product NYN domain-containing protein. The transcript has 5 exons. The record is from RefSeq and is a predicted model, not a curated record. Gene Ontology annotation, molecular function: CCR4-NOT complex binding; RNA nuclease activity; mRNA base-pairing post-transcriptional repressor activity. Gene Ontology annotation, cellular component: cytoplasm; peroxisome. NCBI's taxonomy places the organism in Eukaryota, Fungi, Basidiomycota, Agaricomycetes, Polyporales, Fomitopsidaceae. Gene Ontology annotation, biological process: post-transcriptional gene silencing. Bases 94 to 1491 code for a protein of 465 amino acids.